Molecule: messenger RNA, 2431 nt
Organism: Condylostylus longicornis
Lineage: Eukaryota; Metazoa; Arthropoda; Insecta; Diptera; Dolichopodidae
Gene: Pus7
Product: pseudouridylate synthase 7 homolog
Exons: 6
Coding region: 84-2132 (682 amino acids)
Biological process (GO): pseudouridine synthesis
Cellular component (GO): nucleus
Molecular function (GO): RNA binding; pseudouridine synthase activity
Source: RefSeq, a predicted model, not a curated record
UUAUAUAUAUGUAUACACUUUGUAACAAGCUUCGCUACUUUUUUCUAUAUUAUUUUGUGAAAUAAAAAGGGGAAAUAAUAAAGAUGGGAAAAUUUUAUAGGCAAAAAAAUAAUCGUUUUCGUCGUAAUGCUCGUCCUAAAAACAAAAGAACCAACGAAGAACCCGGCGCAGUUGUUGAGAGAGAAUUAAAAUUAAAAAAUCUAUCUGAAAUCGAUGUUGGGAUUACUGAGUUUGUAAGUGUUAUGGAAGGGUUUACUGGUGUUUUAAAAGCCCGGUUCUCUGAUUUUCAUGUAAAUGAAAUUGAUCUUGAUGGCAAUGAAGUUAAACUUACAACUCAAUUACUACCAACACCAAUAUGUACCGAUUUAGGUGCUGUUAAACUAGAAAAAAAUAAAAAAGAUUUAGAGGCUAUUUUGACUCCAGAAGUUUGGUUGAAAGUCGAUAAUUUACUCAAAAGUAGUUCUAUGGAAGAUAGUGUUGAUAUUAAUGUUAAUGGUUUAACAAAAGAGAGGAGAGAAAUGGUUCACAAAACAUUGAAAGAAGUCUAUGGAAAUAAAAUAAUAAGUACUACUGAUACAGUAAAUAACCAAAAAUUUAUAAGCAUAUCUAAAGCUAAGGGAGGACAAGGAGAAAAACGAAUACGAUGGACAUGGCCUGGAGAGUACGUACAUUUCGUACUUCACAAAGAAAACACAGAUACUGUACAAGCCGCGUCUGAUUUGGCCAGUAGAUUGAAAGUUCAUCCUUCUCACAUUAAUUAUGCAGGAACUAAGGACAAACGUGCUAAGACAACCCAAAAAUUUUGUGUUAGAAAGAAGGAACCUGAACAUAUUUUACGAUCAGCCAGAAAUUUUUCAUACCUUAAAGUGGGAAAUUUUGAAUUUAAAGAUAAAGUUUUAAAAUUGGGCGAGCUUAAAGGAAAUAGAUUUAAAAUUGCUUUGCGUCAUAUUGACGGUGAUGAAGACAAAAUAGUAAAAUGUCUUGAGUCUAUAAGAGAAAAAGGAUUUAUUAACUACUAUGGUUUACAAAGAUUUGGAAACUGUGCCGAUGUUCCUACGUAUUUAGUAGGAAUAGCGCUUUGCAAAAGUGAUUACAAACAAGCUUGUGAGCUAAUUUUAAAGCCGCGUGAAACAGAUCUGCCAUUUUUAAAAAAAGUGCGAGAAACAUGGUGGGAAAAUAGAAAUUCUGCUGAAGCAGCAGCCAUGAUUAAAAGCAAUAAAUUCAUUGAAAAAAAAUUGCUUAGCGGAUUAGCCGACUUUGGCGAAAAUGAUUAUGCGAAUUCUUUACGUCGCAUACCUAGAAACAUGUUGAUGCUCUACACUCAUUCUUUCCAAAGUCUCAUAUGGAAUCGAAUAGCAUCUAAGCGUAUAGAAAAAUAUGGAUUAGAUUUACUUGUUGGCGAUUUAGUUUUCCGUGACGAUAUUCAAAGUGAAGAAAAUGUUGAAGAAAUUGUGGAAAAUAUUGAUGAGGUCUUACAAAAUGAGGAGUCAGCUGAACGACGUGAUGAAGACGAUACUGAAGCAAAUGACCAAAAUAAUGACAAUGUUGACAAUAAAAAUGUUGAGGUUAAAUCUAAAUAUAAAGAAAAAGUCCGACCAUUACAAUUGGUAGACAUUAAAAGUGGUAAAUAUACAAUUUAUGAUGUAUUGUUACCUCUUCCUGGUUGGGAUGUGUCGUAUCCCAAAAACGAAACUGAAGAAUGGUAUAGAGAGGCUUUGGAAGAACAUGGUUUAACAUCUGAAAAGCUUAAAAAUAAUGUAAGAACUUAUUCCCUUACUGGAGCUUAUAGAAAACUAAUUGUAAAACCAGAAAAUAUGAGCUGGACUUUUAAGAAAUAUGAUUCAACCACAUCUGUUUUAAUAGCAUCAGAUUUUGAAAAUUUAAAAGGGAAAAAAGCAGACGACGACUUGCCAGACGGCAAGUAUAAAGCGCUCCUGUUGGAUUUUACACUACCAUCGUCCUCAUAUGCAACAAUGACCUUGAGGGAAAUUUUAAAAGCAGACACAUCAGUAAUGUCUCAAGCGCGUAUAGGAAUGGAAUCUGAAUUAAGAAAGAAUGAAGAAAACGCUAAAAGAGAACAUGAAAAUAAUUCUGCAGAAGACGACCAACCAGCAAAGAAAAUUAAAAUUUAAUUAUUUUCUACACAGUGUGCAAGACCAAAUAUUUCUGGCCUACAGUAAAUGUGUUUGAAUAACAAUAUUUCAUAGAUUAAAUAUAUUUCAAAGCACGUGAUAUCUGUUGGAACUUUUCAAAAUAAUAACAUAUUUAAAUACUUAAGAAAAGUUUUUGAUGUGUUAAAUUUGUUUUUUUUUGUUUGUGACAUACAUACAUAUAUGUAUGUAUUAUAGUCAAGCGUGUUCCCCAUUUAAAGUAAAUGCACUUUCUUUUUAUAUAUUUAUUAAAAGUUCUAAAGUUAUAGAAUUUUAUAAUA